Didymosphaeria variabile is the source of this 687-nucleotide messenger RNA. RefSeq lists its product as uncharacterized. Lineage: Eukaryota; Fungi; Ascomycota; Dothideomycetes; Pleosporales; Didymosphaeriaceae. Bases 1 to 687 code for a protein of 228 amino acids. The transcript is spliced from 2 exons. The record is from RefSeq and is a predicted model, not a curated record.
AUGCGUUUCUUCGAGGUUGUUCUUUCGGGCGCUGCCCUCAUCUCUGCUGCUCUCGCCGUCGAGUUCAACUCGUGGCCCGACAGCGUCACGGCUGGCGAGACCGUCACCCUGACCUACUCCCCCAAGGAUGCUGCCACCACCAUCAUCCUCCGCAAGGGCCCUUCCACCGACCUGACCACCCUCUCGACCCUUACCACCACUUCCACUGGUGGUUCCUUCGAGUGGGCUGUUCCCUCCAGCCUCGAGAACGGUGACGACUACGCUUUCGAGAUCCAGCAAGCCGGCGCUGAGCCCAACUACUCCGGCCAGUUCUCCCUGAGCGGUGGUGUUGCCUCCGCUGUCUCCUCGUCUGCCUACUCCACCGCCGAGUCCAGCUCUGCUUCUGCCUCUGCCUCGUCUUCUGCCUCCAAGACCCCGGCUUCCUCGUCUGCCUACGCCACCGGGGUUUCCACCACCGUCAAGACCUCCGUGGUCACCUCUGCCGCCUCUGCCUCUGCCUCCAUCAUCCCCAGCCACGGCGCCAACAGCACCAUCUCCACCGGCUCUCCCAGCGCUACCAAGUCCGAGUCCUCCGGCUCGGCUACUGGUAUCGUUCCUCCCGUUGAGAACACCGGCGCUGCGUCGUCUUUCGGCGUCAACGCCGCUGCCCUCUUCGGCGCCAUCGGUGCUUUUGCGUACCUCGCAUAA